This is a messenger RNA of Paramuricea clavata, 282 nucleotides long. The record is from the annotation of a GenBank genome assembly. Lineage: Eukaryota; Metazoa; Cnidaria; Anthozoa; Malacalcyonacea; Plexauridae.
CGUGUGGUAAAGGGCAUCAAACGUUGCAAAGGUGGCUCUCAAGAUAAGCGUCUUCCAAUUACACCGGACAUUCUUAACGCGAUCUAUCGCUGCUUGGACUUCGCGGUCUACGAUGACGCUUUGUUCUUGGCCUCUUGUUGUCUGGCAUAUUUUGGUUUCUUGCGAUCAUCCGAGUUUACUGUACCUCAUGGCACUUCCUAUUCUCCAUCGCUUCACUUAUCCCAUCAUGAUGUUGCCUUUGACUAUCAAAAACCGAUCCCUUUCGGCAAGGGUGCACUCUGA